Messenger RNA from Fukomys damarensis (Damara mole-rat), 3746 nucleotides. RefSeq names its product ubiquitin conjugating enzyme E2 O (gene Ube2o). The record is from RefSeq and is a predicted model, not a curated record. Lineage: Eukaryota; Metazoa; Chordata; Mammalia; Rodentia; Bathyergidae. Bases 1 to 3591 code for a protein of 1196 amino acids. The transcript is spliced from 19 exons.
AUGGUCUUCGUCUUCGCAGCCGUCCUAGAGGAGCGUCCUUGUGUGAGCCUAGGCCCCUGCGUUUCCGGAGUGUAUCUUGGCUACUGUUGCUUCACAGAGCCUCCAUCCUCCUCCGUCGCAGGCAGGCUGAAACUGGAGGACCGCUCCGUGGUGCCCCGAGACGUAGUCCGACACAUGCGCUCCACCGACAGCCAGUGCGGCACAGUGAUAGACGUCAACAUCGACUGCGCAGUCAAGCUCAUCGGCACCAACUGCAUCAUCUACCCCGUCAACAGCAAGGACCUCCAGCACAUCUGGCCCUUCAUGUAUGGGGACUACAUUGCCUACGACUGCUGGCUGGGGAAGGUCUAUGACUUGAAGAACCAGAUCAUCCUCAAGCUGUCCAAUGGCGCCAGGUGCUCCAUGAACACAGAAGAUGGUGCCAAGCUAUACGAUGUCUGCCCACACGUCAGCGACUCAGGUCUCUUCUUUGAUGAUUCCUACGGCUUCUACCCGGGCCAGGUGCUCAUUGGCCCCGCCAAGAUCUUCUCCAGUGUCCAGUGGUUGUCAGGGGUCAAGCCUGUGCUCAGCACCAAGAGCAAGUUCCGAGUGGUGGUGGAGGAGGUGCAGGUUGUGGAGCUGAAAGUCACAUGGAUUACCAAGAGUUUCUGUCCAGGGGGCACAGACAGCGUCAGCCCCCCGCCCACUGUCAUCACUCAGGAAAAUCUAGGCAGGGUGAAGCGUCUCGGAUGCUUUGACCAUGCUCAGCGGCAGCUGGGGGAGCGCUGUCUGUAUGUCUUCCCAGCCAAGGUAGAGCCGGCCAGGAUUGCCUGGGAAUGUCCAGAAAAACACUGCGCCCAGGGGGAGGGCUCUAUGGCCAAGAAGGUGAAGCGCCUGUUGAAGAAGCAGGUUGUGAGGAUCAUGUCUUGCUCCCCGGAAACCCAGUGUCCCAGGGACCAUUCUAUGGAGGACCCAGACAAGAAAGGGGAAGCCAAGGCCAAGAGUGAAGCUGGCUCUGCUAGCCCAGAGGAGCCACCCGAUGGGUCUGCCAGCCCUGUGGAGAUGCAGGAUGAGGGCCCCGAGGAGCCCCACGAAGCUGGCCAGGCACUGACCCCUUUCCUGCUAAAGGAGGGUGGAGAUGAUGGGCUGCACUCAGCAGAGCAGGAUGCAGAUGAUGAGGCUGCCGAUGACACGGAUGACACCAGCUCUGUGACCUCUUCCGCCAGCUCCACCACCUCCUCCCAGAGCGGCAGCGGCACGAGUCGCAAAAAGAGCAUCCCUUUGUCCAUCAAGAACCUAAAGCGAAAACACAAGAGGAAGAAGAAUAAAAUCACUCGUGACUUCAAGCCAGGAGACAGGGUGGCAGUGGAGGUGGUGACCACAAUGACCUCGGCGGACGUGAUGUGGCAGGACGGCUCCGUGGAGUGCAACAUCCGCUCCAACGACCUCUUCCCCGUGCACCACCUGGACAACAACGAGUUCUGCCCUGGGGACUUCGUGGUGGACAAGCGAGUUCAGAGCUGCCCGGACCCCGCAGUCUAUGGUGUGGUGCAGUCUGGGGACCACAUUGGCCGCACCUGUAUGGUGAAGUGGUUCAAGCUGCGGCCAAGCGGGGACGACGUGGAGCUCAUUGGAGAAGAGGAAGACGUGAGCGUUUAUGACAUCGCUGACCACCCUGACUUUCGGUUCCGCACGACUGACAUUGUCAUUCGCAUUGGCAACACCGAGGAUGGGGCUCCACACAAAGAGGAUGAGCCGUCAGUGGGCCAGGUGGCUCGCGUGGAUGUCAGCAGCAAGGUGGAGGUGGUGUGGGCUGACAACUCGAAGACCAUCAUCCUGCCCCAGCACUUGUACAACAUCGAGUCCGAGAUUGAGGAGUCCGACUACGAUUCGGUGGAAGGGAGCACCAGCGGGGCAUCCUCGGACGAGUGGGAGGAUGACAGCGACAGCUGGGAGACGGACAAUGGGCUGGUGGAGGAUGAGCACCCCAAGAUAGAGGAGCCCCCUGUCCUGCCCACCGAGCAGCUGCCAGCUCCCGAGGAGGACAAGGGCGUGGUGAUCAGUGAAGAGGCUGCCACUGCUGCCAUCCAGGGGGCUGUGGCCAUGGCCGCCCCAAUGGCGGGGCUGAUGGAAAAGGCUGGCAAGGAUGGGCCCCCCAAGAGCUUCCGAGAGCUGAAGGAGGCCAUCAAGAUCCUGGAGAGCCUCAAGAACAUGACUGUGGAGCAGCUGCUGACGGGCUCCCCCACGUCCCCCACCGUGGAGCCUGAGAAGCCCACCAGAGAGAAGAAGUUUCUGGACGAUAUCAAGAAGCUGCAGGAGAACCUCAAGAAGACCCUGGACAACGUGGCCAUCGCAGAGGAGGAGAAGAUGGAGGCAGCGCCUGACACGGAGCGCAAGGAGGACAAGCUGGAGGGGCAGUCACCCGUGAAGGCUGAGUGGCCCAGCGAGACGCCUGUGCUCUGCCAGCAGUGCGGUGGCAAGCCCGGCGUCACCUUCACCAGCGCCAAAGGCGAGGUCUUCUCAGUGCUGGAGUUUGCACCCUCAAAUCACUCCUUUAAGAAAAUUGAGUUCCAGCCUCCAGAAGCCAAGAAGUUCUUCAGCACAGUGCGGAAGGAGAUGGCACUGCUGGCUACCUCACUGCCUGAUGGCAUCAUGGUCAAGACUUUCGAGGAUAGAAUGGACCUCUUCUCAGCUUUUAUCAAGGGCCCCACUCGAACCCCCUACGAGGACGGCCUCUACCUGUUUGACAUCCAGCUCCCCAACAUCUAUCCGGCCGUGCCCCCCCACUUUUGCUACCUCUCCCAGUGCAGUGGCCGCCUGAACCCCAACCUGUAUGACAAUGGGAAGGUGUGCGUCAGCCUCCUGGGCACCUGGAUCGGAAAAGGGACAGAGAGGUGGACGAGUAAAUCCAGCCUGCUCCAGGUGCUCAUCUCCAUCCAAGGUCUGAUCCUGGUGAAUGAGCCUUACUACAACGAAGCCGGCUUCGACAGUGACCGGGGCCUGCAGGAAGGCUAUGAGAACAGUCGCUGCUACAACGAGAUGGCCCUGAUCCGCGUGGUGCAGUCCAUGACCCAGCUGGUUCGGCGGCCCCCAGAGGUGUUUGAGCAGGAGAUCCGGCAGCACUUCAGCAUUGGCGGCUGGCGGCUGGUGAACCGUAUCGAAUCCUGGUUGGAAACCCAUGCCCUGCUGGAGCGGGCCCAGGCGCUGCCCAACGGGGUCACCAAGGACCGCAGCUCCCCAGAGCCGCCUGCUGUGGCCGAGCUCUCAGACUCCGGUCGAGAAGAACCUGAGGAUGGCGGAGUGGCCCCUGGAGAGGCCUCCCAAGGCUCAGACUCAGAGGGUGGUGCCCAGGGCCCAGCCUCAACUAGCAGGGACCGCACAGAUCAGACUUCAGAGAUGGUGCCAGACGCAUCUAUACCACCCAGCGUCAAACCAAAGAAGCGGAGAAAGAGCUACCGGAGCUUCUUGCCCGAGAAGAGCGGCUACCCUGACAUCGGCUUUCCCCUCUUCCCGCUCUCUAAGGGUUUUAUCAAGAGCAUCAGGGGUGUCCUGACCCAGUUCCGGGCCGCCCUGCUAGAGGCAGGCAUGCCGGAAAGCACAGAGGACAAGUAGCCACCAGCCCUCGAGGAAGGAGCGUCGCUGCGGGAGAGGCCAGCAGCUGCCUACUCACUCCCUCCCUGGACCCUCCCUUCUUCCCGGCCCCUGUCCCCAGUGCAAGCCUCCCACUGCCCUCUUCUCCCCAAGACAAGUUUGAUUCUGAAGUGCAA